Aureococcus anophagefferens is the source of this 345-nucleotide messenger RNA. RefSeq lists its product as hypothetical. The record is from RefSeq and is a predicted model, not a curated record. The transcript has a single exon. Gene Ontology annotation, biological process: DNA repair. Gene Ontology annotation, molecular function: double-stranded DNA binding; ATP-dependent polydeoxyribonucleotide 5'-hydroxyl-kinase activity; polynucleotide 3'-phosphatase activity. The annotation marks the transcript as partial. Lineage: Eukaryota; Pelagophyceae; Pelagomonadales; Pelagomonadaceae.
CUGCCGGAAAGCUGGGCCGCGGACGGCAGCCUCGUCGUCCGCGCCUUCGGGGCGCCGCCGCCGCGCGGGGCCAAGGUCGCGGGCUUCGACUUCGACAACACGCUGAGCGACAACGAGCACUUCCGCGUCGGCUCGCGCCUCGUGCUGCAGUACGCGCACGUGCCCCGCGUGCUCCGCGAGCUCCACGCCGACGGCUACGCGCUCGUCAUCGCGACGAACGAGUCCCUCACGCACCUCGUCUCCAAGGGGCGGCGCGACGCCGCCGCGCGCCAGCUCGGGAACAAGCUCGCGCGGUUGGAGGAAUUCGCGGAACUCGUCGACGCGCCCAUGCUCGUCUGCGUCGCG